Molecule: messenger RNA, 957 nt
Organism: Drosophila ananassae
Lineage: Eukaryota; Metazoa; Arthropoda; Insecta; Diptera; Drosophilidae
Product: palmitoyltransferase ZDHHC20-A
Exons: 1
Coding region: 1-957 (318 amino acids)
Biological process (GO): peptidyl-L-cysteine S-palmitoylation; protein targeting to membrane
Cellular component (GO): endoplasmic reticulum; Golgi apparatus
Molecular function (GO): protein-cysteine S-palmitoyltransferase activity
Source: RefSeq, a predicted model, not a curated record
AUGAUCAUUGCCCUGUUGGUCUGGGCCUACCAUGUGUUCAUCGUGCAAAUCUGUUUAUAUCGCGUGGAGAGCUAUGUGGAGGUGGCCUUCUUACUGAUAACCUUCCAUGUGCUGCUUGUUAUGUUCAUUUGGACGUGGGGUAAGUGCAUCAUAACUGACCCAGCUCCCAUACCAAGUCAAUGGAAAAUAUCCGACGAGGAUGUGGCCAGACUAAAGCGCACCGAGAGCUCCGAGGAAAAGUCACGCAUUUUGAGCCAAAUAGCCAAGAGCUUACCCAUCAAGAUGUGCACGAAGUCGGGAACUGUGAGGUAUUGCGACAUCUGCCGGAUCAUAAAGCCGGACAGAGCCCAUCACUGUUCAACGUGUGGGCAGUGCGUCCUGAGGAAGGAUCACCAUUGCCCCUGGGUUAAGAACUGCGUCCACUUCCACAACACAAAGUUCUUCGUCGUCUUCCUGGUCUACGCCGAUCUCUUUCUGGUCUACCUUCUCCUUGUGAUGCUCUACUACUUGUUGUACCUGGAAGGUUUCGAUUUUGACAUCGUGGGCUACUCUCCGACUAAGAUGUGGCUCAUGGUGCAGCAUGUCGUCAUCAUUUCCUUCUCCCUGUGUGUCUUGGUCAUGACCAUGGUCACCCUUUCCCAUUUCCUCAAAAACCAAACCUCUGUGGAAGCUGUGUAUGCUCCGUACUUUUACGAAGGCGGCAAAAACAAAAACGCCUACAACCUGGGCGCUAAGCAGAACUUUCUGGAGGUCUUUGGCAGCAAAUGGUAUCUCUGGUUUCUCCCAGUGUACACAACUGUCGGGGAUGGAAUCACAUUCCCGAUGGCCCAACAAGACCUCAAGAAAGUCAGAGUCGACGGUGGAAGGGAUGAGGAUCAAACGACCAGGAUUCAAAUUGUCAAAGACAAUGCUAGGAAAAUGCUAGGAAUUCAUGAUCUAAAUACUGACGAUGCGUAA